AGCAGCGACACUGCUGCCACCUGGCUUGGCCCUGAGCCCAUGGAGCUGAGACCCGACACCAGCCAGAAGGAGAAUGUGUACCCCCGGCCUGCGACCCCCCUGAGGCCAGAGCAACGGAGACUCCCAAAGAGCCUGGGUGUCAUCCUGGGUAGUGGACAGGGCCUGUGGGUGCCCAGGGGCCAGGCCAAGAGAGGAGAGCCGGCCACCACUCCCUCGCCAAGGGCAGCCCUUCGCCAGGAGCCCUGCCAAGUCCAGACCAACCUGGCCAGUCCUAGGCCCCGCCUGGGCCUUGCCCUGAAGGACACGGCUGGCCGGCUGAUCAACUCCAGAUUCCAGCAGCAGAGCAACCUACAGCCCCUGGGAGUCCGCCCGCUGCGGGGGGCGCGAGCGUUCACCGUCCAGCAGAGUAACCUGAGCACACGGGAGGCCGGCCUGGCCAGGUGUGGAAGCCACAGCAGCCCCCGCCCCUGGUUGGAGCCUCAGGAAGGCUUCUGGCCUCACGGGGUGCCCCGGGGAAGCCCCCAAUCCCCAGGGCCACAGGCUCAACCAUCCUCCACCCUGAAGCCAUCCUGGCUUCUGGCCACAGACAUGCCCUGCCCACGCUUUGGGCCCACCCUGCGCUGUGCCCCCACUGAUGGGCACACACAGCCAGCCCCCAGAUCCUGGGGUGGCCUGGGGGACUGGCCCUCCAGGCUCAUGGGGGAACCCCUCACCCUGGACGACCUGGCUGUCCCUGUCAAGAGCCCGAACAAAGCCGGAAAUCUUGUGAACCUGGAGUCCGAGAGGGCCCGCCGGCAGCUGCUGUCCAGAUGUUUCAGGGCGUGGCAGCACCUGGUGCGGAGGCGGCAGGCAGCGGCCCUGGGCCAGGGGCGGCUGCUGCGCAGGGGUCUUCGGCUCCGGGAGGCCCACCUGGAGGUGGUGUGUGGUGGACAGAAGAGGGCCCUUCUGGCCCAGAGCUUCCAAAAGUGGAGACACCGGACUCAGCAGCAGAAACAAGGGCAGCCCCACUUCCAGGCUGGCCCAGGACCCCCACCCUCUGGGGGAGGCCAGCCCCCAGGUCCCUCAGGAAGGAAGCCAGGGGUGGACCCCGCCCAGAGAAGCAGCCCAGGGAGCCUGAGGGAGGAGGCAGGACCCCGGCCAAUUCCAUCACGUUCUGGGCCGAGACCAGAUGGAGGAGAUGGGAGAGUCCAGAUCCUGCUGGCCCUGCAACGACUGGCUGUCUUCCUCCUGCGGUGCCAGCAGGAGGAAUGGGCCAGACAGGAGAAGGGGGUCCAGGGAGAGGCCUCCGGGGCCACACUGAGGACUCAGAGCAUGGGGAGGCGCCCUCAGGCCUGGUGCUCUCCUGCCGCAGAUACAGCCUGGGUGCCCCCCCUGGCUCCCCAGCAUCAGAGAGCCUGGCUCCGCAGGUGCUUCGGGGCCUGGCGGCGGUCGGUGAAAAGAGGGGCCCAGCCCCGGGAGCACCUGGAUGACUGCCAGAUGGGAACCCCGAGGACGUGCCUGAAACAGUGGGUGUGGAUGAAGCAGCUCCGGGCAUCGGAUGGGACGAAGGUGACCCAGCUGUCCCUCUGCCGGCAGAAGGUGGGGAACAUGGACCUGGGCAGCUCAGCCCCUGGAGGCCUGAGGUGGGUGUCCCAGGCCCAGGGGCUGCCCCAGGAGCGUGGCCAGGGCUCCCCGCAGAAAGCCUGCCCUCCACGGGCCCUCCACGGGGUGCUGCUGCUCUGGAGGGCGAGGCUCUCCCAGCGCCAGCGGGCUGACUCCUUCUCCCAGGGCGUGCAGCGGCGGCUGCUAAGACGCGUCCUGAGGGCGUGGCGCUUGAGGGUGUGGGGACCAGGCAACCCGUCAGGCAGUGCCAGGACCACCUCGGCCUCAGAACUGCUGGGCAGCACAGCCCCAAGCCCACCGGAGAAGGCGUCCAGGGCCUCCGCCCUCCUGGAGACACUUCAGCUGAGCUUUCUGUGGGCAGCUGGGCGGCAGCACCAGGCGCGGUGCCUCCAGCUCUGGCAGGCGCGGGCUCAGCAGUCCCGGCGUGCAGCAAGGUGGCACCAGCACACCCUUCAGAGGCGCAUCCUCCUCGGCUGGAGCCACUGGUCAAUGGCCCAAGGGGCCCAGAGGAAGCUGGCUGCCCGCUGGGCCUGGGACCGGAGCUGCAGGGACGCGCUGGGCCUGUGGCGUUGGCAGGAGGCAGAGCAGUGGGCCCAGGAGCGGGGCCGGAGGCAAGUGCGAGACGCCCUGCAGCACUGGCACUCCUCCUGGCAGAGGCAGCAGUGCCUGCAUGACCGGUACCAGGGGUGGGUGCAGCUACGCCGGCAGGGCCUGCGCAGGGCCACGUUCCAGAGCUGGCGGCAGGCGGCAGCUCAUCAGAGACACAGGAUGGCCAGGCCAGAGCGGCUCGCACUGCAGAGCCAUUUCCAGGCCUGGGUCCUAGAGGCCUGGGCCCAAUCUGCCGCCCAGGGUCGUGUCCAGCGGGUCGCCAUUGCCCAGUUCGAGGUGGUUGGGCACAGGCAGCUCCUGCGGGCUCACUGGGCCCAGUGGCAGACAGAGCUGCUCAGCCUGUGGUUGGAACCUUGGAUGGAGGCCCAGGAGACGAGCACCGCCCAUCCCGGGCCCAGGGCCGACCUCACGCACUGGCCCGGGCUGGUCGGCAGAGGGUGCCUCCUGGCGCUUAUGGACACUGCAGCCCCAUGGAAACAGACCUGCAGCUGCAGGCCACAGGGCACGGGGCCCAGGCUGCCCAGCCCAGCACAACGUUGCAGCCCCGGUGGGCAGAGGAAGCGGAGAGAAACGUCCUGGGCUCAGAGUAAGGAGACCUGCCCCUGUGGAAGGACGAUAUACGAAGUGCAGGGUGCUGCCCAGCUCUGGAUGCAGAGGCCUGGACCCAGGGCCCAGGGCCGGCCCCCUCCAGGGCCCGGAGGGGACUGCAGCUCUGAAGGCCAGGUGGACAAGAGGCGGCUGGGGGCUGGGCCUCUCUGGCCAGCGCUCGCCCCUGCAGGCUCCUGGAGGAGCUGGCCCAGCCCACGGCUCAGCCCUGUCUCCUGGCCGUCAAGGGGUCAUGAUGCUCUUGACGGUCAGUCGGGAAUCACACAGGGCCUCUCUCCCCAGGAGGAAAUACCUGCGACGCUGGCACCUGGAGGCCCUGCUCCGCCGGCUCCAGGGCUCCCAGCAGGCCAGGCGCCUGGCAGGGACAUGGCAAUGCUGGGUGGAUGCUCAGGGGGCAGAGGAGCUGGCGCGGUCGCUGGUGAGUGGGGAGGGGCCCUCUCACCAGCCUCACACCAGUUCCUCAUGCUAUUCUCAACCCUAACCCCUACAAUGAAGUCUUUCCAAGUAUGGCCUUUGGACCUACUCAGUCUGAAACCUAGGACAGGCCCGGGAAUCUGCAUUGUUGACACACCUCAUGGUGUGUGGCACCCUUGUCCUGGUGCCACAGAGGGGCUGGGGGCUGCGGCGAGCACAGGUGCCCGAGGCAGCAGUUGCCCAGUGUGGGGCCUCCGCCCCCUGUCCCCACAGCUCAGGCAGUGGCAGCUGAGAUGGGUCUGGCGCACGUGGCGGCGGCGGGUCGUGCAGCUGCGGGUGGCUUGGCGAUUACAGCAACAAGCUGAGGGCUGGGUCCUUUCUCAGGUACUGGCAGGGCAGCCCCAGCCCCCAGCAGGCCCUUCAAAAGCCAGCGCCUCUGAGCUGCAGGCCCUCCCUGCGUGCCACCCCUGGGCCCCUUCAUUUGCAGAGGAGGGUCAGUGUGGGUAGAGAAAACAGCUUGGAUUCGGGAGCCCUGGAUAUAGCUGGCAGCCCUGUGCCCAGCCCGGUCCUGCCCGGCACUCCCCGUAUGUGCUCUGAGCAUAGCUUCCAGGUCACAGGUCUGUUUUAUUCUGAGCCUCUGCAUUUGGCCGGGCAGGGUCGGCUGCCUGCCCACCUAGGGCAGAGGGAGGGACCUCUAUUCCCCAGGGACCGAGGUGCUGGGCACAAACAGCACGGGCCGGGAGGGAGCUGGAGAACCUCUCCUUCCCCUCCGGUUCCAGGCCUUUGAGAAGUGGCACCAGAAGCUGGCAGCCAGGGGCCUGAGGAGGAGCCACCAGCAGCUUGACCCCCAAGAGUAAGGUGGGCAUCGAGCCCAGGGAGCAACCCCUGCGUGUGGCGGACUCGAGGUGGAGCAGGGGCCCACUGCACCAGGACUUGUUGCCAUGGAAAGAAAAUCAGAAUGGAGCCCAGCCUUCCCAGGGAGGAACUGUACCCCCACCCCCUUCCAGGGAGUGCAGACUGGCAGGCCGCGGGGCGCUCAGCCCAUCGAAGAGCCCCGGGAGCUCUGAAUGCCAAUAAACUGCCCUCCUUGGUCCCAGCUGCUUCUCUGGCUCCCAGCAACCUGGACGGACGUGGAGGGGAUGUGCCCACAGGCUGCUCUUUGGCCGCCCCCCACCCCCACCCCCUUAAGGUCAGGCAGGGACGGGGACAGAAAAGAGCCCACGUGCACCUGCCAGUCACCACCCUGGGCAGCACAGCUUGAGGGCCGAUUCCUGGGCAGCAGUGCCAGGCAGGCAGAUUCCGGAUGCACAGAGGGCGGAGCAGCUGGCAGGAGGAGGUCCUGCCCGAAAACUAAGCCAGGAAAACAGAAGCCCUGCUCGAGUGAC
Messenger RNA from Myotis davidii, 4616 nucleotides. RefSeq names its product chromosome unknown open reading frame, human C1orf167 (gene CUNH1orf167). The transcript is spliced from 18 exons. NCBI's taxonomy places the organism in Eukaryota, Metazoa, Chordata, Mammalia, Chiroptera, Vespertilionidae. The record is from RefSeq and is a predicted model, not a curated record. The coding region runs from base 40 to 3738 and encodes 1232 amino acids.